This is a messenger RNA of Colletotrichum orchidophilum, 2079 nucleotides long. RefSeq names its product FAD binding domain-containing protein. Gene Ontology annotation, molecular function: monooxygenase activity; FAD binding. Lineage: Eukaryota; Fungi; Ascomycota; Sordariomycetes; Glomerellales; Glomerellaceae. Bases 1 to 2079 code for a protein of 692 amino acids. The transcript is spliced from 5 exons. The record is from RefSeq and is a predicted model, not a curated record.
AUGCAGUCCCCCACGAGUGGCCCAGAAUUGCUGGCCGAUGAAUACCCAAGUCCACUCCGAGUCGCCAUCGUCGGUGCCGGUAUAGGUGGUCUGGCUGCCGCUAUAGGCUUACGCCGCAGCGGGCACAUUGUUGACCUCUAUGAACAGUCUUGUUUUAGUACCGAAAUCGGCGCGGCUGUGCAUCUAAUGCCUAAUGGUCUUAGCAUCCUCCGGCGUUGGGGGCUUGACACGGCGGAUUUUGACGCCAAUCCCAUGAGCCGCGCCGUCGAGCAUGACCAGUACGGCCGAAUUGAAAAGGAUAUCGACCUCUCCAGAGCAAAUCUGAGGUGGACAGAUCCAUGGCUUCUCGCGCAACGGGCCAAGUUUCACAAGGCUCUGAAGACGAAGGCGGUCGCGGCUGGCGCAACGCUCCAUACAUCUGCGAGAGUCGACGGUGCCGACCCUGUAAAUGGAGCUAUCACCUUGGCAGACGGCCAGGCUGUAGCGGCCGAUGUGAUUCUCGGGGCAGACGGGGUAUAUUCUGUCAUGAGAGGCCUCAUCACAGAUGCGAAGCCAUUCAGCUCCGGGAAGUCGGCCUUUCGUUUCAUGAUACCCAGGAAGCUUGCGCUAGCUGAUCCCACGACUCGCCCCUUGGCUGAAGUUUACGAUAGCCUGCUUGCCUGGGCGGGCAGGACGCGCAGGAUCAUCAUGUAUUCCUGUAGCAACAACGAGAUGCUGAACUUUGUGUGCAUGCAUCCUGAUGAAGAGUCACAAGUAAAUAAAACCGGUGGAUGGAAUUCGCGGGUGACAACCGAGCAUAUCUUGAAGGUUUACGACGAUUUUCACCCCGCAGUGAAGAGUCUGCUCGCCAAAUCCGACGAUUCUAGGAUUUUAAAAGGAGUAUGGCAGUUACUGGACAUGGAGCAGAUACCUUGGACGAAAGGCAGAAUGGCCCUGCUCGGUGAUGCUGCCCACCCCUUUACCCCGCACCAGGGACAAGGCGCCGUGCAAGCAAUAGAAGAUGCUGCCAGCUUGUCUGUUGUCCUUCCGCUUGGGACACACCCGGAAGCAGUGCCUGAACGGCUACGGCUGUACGAGGAGAUCCGUAGUAGAAGGGCGCAUAGUAUCCAAGGAUACUCCCGCGAGGCAGGAAGAGACUUUGGGGAUGACGAGAAACCCGAGGUGAAUAACACAGACGAGCUGUUUUCCCAUGAUGAGCUGGACUACUCAGCGCGCAUGUUUAGGAAGUGGAAACACGACAAAAGUCCGGCUGACUUCCGGUUGUUGCCGGUCGGUAUUGGAUCUUUCUCGGGCCUGCGGCGGGACACAAGCCGCAAAGACGCGUCAGCUUCCCGUUUUAAGAGAGCUGUGGUCAAGUUCAAGACCUCUAAGCCAUUUCUGGAACAACUCUUCCCUAGCGAGAAAUUCAAGUUCAGGCGUGCAGAUACCCUUUGUACCGCCAGUCUGGUCGUCACGUCCUUGGACAACAUGUCGUGGCUAGGAGGCGAAGGCUACGUGACACUGGCGCUCCAAGUCCACGGGGUACAGUAUAGAAAGCAGGAUGGCGGCGUGGUCAAUGGGUCCUUCAUGCCGAUACACCUCGUGUCGCGCAGCGAAGCUGUCACGUCCGGCCGUGAGGAGCUCGGUCUGCCGAGUGUGCCCUGCGACCUGGAUAUGUACCAAUUUGACGACAGUUGCCGUAUCACUGCAUCAUGGGGCGGUGCCAAAUUUGCCGAUAUAUCGCUGAGCAGUCUCAAGGCCGGCAACGCCGCCAUCGAGAGAGGUCCCAUUGGUACCGUGGUAGACUACGGGAUCAUCGUAUACAGGUAUGUCCCUGCAGUCGGGCGACCCGGCGUGGCGGAUGGCGAAUACGCAUGUGUCAUCCCUCAUGCAGGAGAAUCCAAAGCGGAGGCCGUUGAAUUGGUUGCGAGUUCCAGCAGCGCGAAGUUGGAUUUCAAGCCUCUGGACUGGAACCAACUGCCCACCAUGAGCCAUAUCGCAUCCGCUUUGUCUCGGAUGCCGGUAUUCGACGUCGUUAGCGCGAAAAUCAGCGAGGGCACAAAUGUAUCCGAAUAUCUCUCAUGUAGGCGGAUCGACUAA